Molecule: messenger RNA, 783 nt
Organism: Dentiscutata heterogama
Lineage: Eukaryota; Fungi; Glomeromycota; Glomeromycetes; Diversisporales; Gigasporaceae
Source: the annotation of a GenBank genome assembly
AUGUACGCCUUAAGACCCGCUUCCUUAAGAGCCGUCGCACGAAUUGUCACAUCGCGUAUUUUUCGUCCUAAAUUAGUCACAACGAGGACUUUUAGUUAUGUCAAACCACUUUAUCAGCAAGAGGAUAAUAAACUUUCAGAGUAUCAAAAGAAAAAACUCUUAUUAAAAAAAAAGUUCGCUGACGAAUUUGUUGCUAAAGUUACUCGUCCAGCGCCAUUUUGGGAAGCCUUGGCCGUUGUUGGUGACGAAAUUAAAACUCUUUCGCUGAAUGAUUUUGAAGAUAAAUUUUUGAUAAUGUUAUUUUAUCCAUUGGACUUUACAUUCGUAUGCCCAACUGAAUUGAACGCUUUCUCUGAUCGUGUACAAGAAUUCAAAGAUAUUGGGGCCGAAGUAGUUGCAAUUUCUUGUGAUUCACAAUUUUCUCAUUUGGCUUGGAGCAAAAUGCCGCGAGGUCAGGGUGGCAUCGGCGGUAUCAAGAUUCCUCUGGUUGCUGAUUACUCAAAGCAAAUAAGUGAAGAUUAUGGUGUUUUGUAUGAAGAAAAGGGCAUUCCUUUUAGAGGAACUGUUAUAAUUGAUGACAAGGGAACUGUCCGUGUAAUUCAUAUUAAUGAUACCGAAAUUGGCCGUUCGGUGGAUGAGGUUCUUCGCCUAGUGCAAGCUAUCCAAUUCGCGAAUGAUUAUGGGGAAGUUUGUCCAGCAAACUGGAAAAAGGGUGAUGCAACCAUCGUACCAGAUCCAAAGAAAUCCAUGAUAUAUUUUUCCAAAUUAAAAAACGAAAAAUAA